UUUGCUCUUGCCUUUUUGUUUGUGUUUGUUUGGCCGUGCGCGGUUUGGAUGAAUGCGGUCGGUUUGUGGGUGGGUGAGGCGCGUUGCUGCAGCGAUGGCUGGCUGGGUUGCCGCACGUGCGACGUGAACAAGACCCAUCCCUAUCCAUGGUGGGCUGGAUGGCGGUUGUGCUGGGGCAAGGCGUGGUGUUGAAGACAUCACAUCAUGAGAGAACCGCUGUACACAGCACAGUUAAGUGUAAUAACAUUGUCUUACACACGCCGCACCUCCGCAUCAACGUUGGCGCACCCACCUUGGCUGCUCUGAGUUGGCCGUUUCGGUUUCAUUCCUCAGUACGCACUUUCACACCCGCGCACCCGCACACCCGCUCUUACGCACGAGCACAACGGGCGUUUGCGCUCUUCUUCCUCUUGCUGUCGCUCGCGCACAACAAUCCCACCCAAACCCACACCCAAACCCAAACACCUUCAAAGGCCAGUGGCGGCUGGUUGUUGCUGUUUGUUGCCGUUGUUUGUGAUGUGAGUGUGAGGCAAACAACACAGCGCGCGCCUCAGCAUCCCUGGAACGUCACGUCACGACGGUUAUAGCAACUCCAACCCGAAUUCCAGCCCACCCAGCCUGCAUCCGUCCGCCGCCACCACCGUCUUCAUCAUCAUCAGCAGCAGCAGCACCAAUCAACCUUUCGUUCGCGCACCCAAUUCAAGACGAAACCAACCAAGCAGCAGCAAGAGUGAAAGCAAGCAAGCAAGCAAACAACCAGCGGGUGCUCUUGCCGUCGCAGCAUGUCGCUCAUUUGUUCCCACCCCGUGCCCACAGCAGUCCGAAUGCUUGGUGCAAACGAGACGAGUGCCACCCUCAUUGGCAGGGGCGGCGCCGCGAGCAGGCGCAUGCGUCGCGCCAUCUCCUCUGCCUGGUCCAAGCGUCCCAGCCUUCGCCGACGCUCGCACUCAUCGGGCAGCAGCAGCAGCAGCAGCAGCAGCAGCAGAACCAGCAGCGUCAGCAGUGGCGCCGGUGUUGCAGAUGGGCAGGGCAGGUAUCACGGGGAUGACGUGUCAAUGGCCCUGUCCCAACUCCGCUCCAAGGCCGAGCACACCCAUGGCGAAGAAACAGACCUUGACUUCGACCUCAGCGACGCUCGCACCAUCGUCCUCAACGACGAGUGCAUGGUUGAGAUGAUCUUUUCGUCCCUGGACACGCCAUCCCUCGCAAAGGCCGCGCGCGUCUGUCGCCGCUGGGCCUAUGCACGGUGGGAGUGCCUCAAUCUCAGAAACUGCCGUCACAUUCCCUGGAAAGCCUUGCAACAGGUUCUUGCCGUGCACCGCCCGAAGAUGAUACUUAUGAGCCGUGCGCGCGUGGAGGAAGGUCUUCUAGCCGAAGUCCUCAUCGCCGCAAAGUCCGCACAGGCCCUUGAGCUCCGCGGGUGCGGCCUUAGCUCGCGAUCUGUUGAGCAUUUGGCGCUCGGAUUUCUUGCGUUGCACAACCGCGUCCUCCGCUUGGAUCUCUCCGGCAACAAGCUGCGGGGAGAUGCUGCAACAGCGCUGGCAGAGGGGCUGCGUCAGAACACGAGUUUGCUUGAGCUGAACCUGUCAUCGUGUCGUCUAACGCCCGCCAGCACCGCUGUCCUGCUGGAAGCGCUCGUGGAUCAUCCACGCAUCAACAAGCUCAAGGUGUGCCACAACGGCCUCUGCAGUCCGAUGGUUGCGCGCGCGCUUUCGUCUCUUCUCACUGAGAAUGAAUCCCUCGCACACUUGGACAUGUCCGGCAUGUAUUUCGAGCACGGCAUGGACAUAUCCAACGUGAGCGAUGCGAUUGCCGCCAACACGACGCUCGAGACGCUUGUUCUGUCGGAGAUGGGUCUGCUUCGCACGUUCCUCGCUGCCCUCGCCGACGGGCUCAAGCGCAACACAGGCAUCAAGUACUUGUUCCUGGAGAGCAAUGGCCUCACAUCAGAGGCAGGCGGCGUCAUUUGUGACAUUCUCAAGUCCAACACCACCCUCCUCAGCCUUUCGCUCCGCGACAACUUCCUCCAAUACGUCGGCGCUGUGUGCGUUGCGCAGGCCUUGCAGAACAACACGACGCUGCUGCACCUUGACCUCGCCACCAACCAGAUCUCGCACCAGGCCCUGCACACUAUCACAGAGGCGUUUCGCUUCAAACCGCCACGCGGGCUUAUCAGCCUCGACCUCAGCUUCAACCACUUUGGGUCCAUGGGUGCCGUGUGUUUGUCGCGCUGGCUGAGCAAGAGCGAGCACCGCAUGUGUGCGCUGAAGGUGGUUGAUUGCUUUGUCAAAGGGGAUGGGCUCGCCACCCUACUCAGUACCCUUCGCACCAGCCGCUCCCUCGCCAUCCUCGACAUUUCCCACAACACCUUCGACCCCGCAGCGGCCACGGAAUUGGUUGAGUUUAUCAAGCACAACCGGUCUGUGACGCACCUGUGCACACACGCCAACGCCAUGGCACAGCCAGAGCCACACAAGUGUCUGUCAUCUCAAGCGAUCUUCGAGUCGUUGGGUGACAACAGAGUGCUGCGAUUGCUGACGCUUGCCGAGCACAUGUUGGACGGAGAUCACGCUGCCCUGGCCGCCCACCCGGCCUGCACCAUCAGGCAUGCCGCGUGAACGUGCUCACAUGUGUGCGCUUGUGUCUGUAUGUGUGUGCGCGUGCGCACAUGUGUGUGUGUGUGUGUGUGUGUUGCUGCCUGCCUGCCUGCCUGCUUCUCGUUCAUUUCUCUUCUUCGCCGCCUAUCAUGAUCAUGGUUGGUGGUCUGUUAGAUGGUUUCUUUAAUUGGCCUGCCUGAUUCAACCCACCUCUUACCCAACUCACAUUGACCUCUCGUCUCAACUGGGGCCAGAGGUCGGCAUCAAUAAACGAACUACACGAG
Molecule: messenger RNA, 2881 nt
Organism: Salpingoeca rosetta
Lineage: Eukaryota; Choanoflagellata; Craspedida; Salpingoecidae
Exons: 15
Coding region: 783-2618 (611 amino acids)
Molecular function (GO): protein binding
Source: RefSeq, a predicted model, not a curated record